Messenger RNA from Pistacia vera, 2575 nucleotides. Its product is annotated as protein RETICULATA-RELATED 5, chloroplastic-like. Lineage: Eukaryota; Viridiplantae; Streptophyta; Magnoliopsida; Sapindales; Anacardiaceae. The transcript has 7 exons. The record is from RefSeq and is a predicted model, not a curated record. The coding region runs from base 66 to 2276 and encodes 736 amino acids.
CAGGAACGCCAUUGGUUCGGUAUACACUAUGAGUUGGCUUUGCGCUAACUCGUAGCAAUCUCUAAAUGGAGGCCCACACGCACAAUCACAGGCCUACUUUUGCAACUAAUCCGCUUCUAUACCGCCAGCGUACUUCUCUUCUACGACGUCGUGUUGGUCUUGUCUCCACCAAAAAACACUGCCACGUCACCUCUCUUUCCCUCGCUUCUCAUCACCACCACCAUCACCACCACCAUUAUCAGAACCAGAACCAGAAUGUUCCUGAAUCCAACUCACUCUCCCGCCGCCACGCGUUGGUCUCUCCUUUCAUUGUCGUCGGGGCAUCUAUGCUCCUCCAAUCAGCUCCAGCCGCCACGGCAGCUGGAGACGAUACCACAGCUGCGAGUACCGCGCCGAGGAAUCCGGAAACAGUUGCGCCCGAGGAGGUUGUCGUUUCGAGAAUAUACGACGCGACGUCGAUCGGAGAGCCGUUGGCCGUGGGAAAGGAUAAGAAUAGAGUGUGGGAGAAGUUGAUGAACGCGAGAAUUGUGUAUUUAGGCGAAGCCGAGCAGGUUCCAGUGAAAGACGAUAGAGAACUGGAGCUUGAGAUUGUUAAGAAUUUGCGAAAACGCUGCGUUGAGAGCGAGCGAAAGAUCUCUUUGGCUCUGGAGGUGUUUCCUUGUGACUUGCAAGACCAGCUCAAUCAAUACAUAGAUAAGAGGAUGGAUGGAGAAAAGUUAAAGUCUUAUGCGUCGCAUUUGCCGCCUCAACGCUGGCAAGAGUAUGAGCCUCUGUUAAAUUUCUGUCGUGAUAAUGGAGUUUAUCUUGUUGCUUGUGGUACUCCACUCAAGGUUCUAAGGACUGUUCAAGCAGAAGGUAUUCGAGGGCUUUCUAAGGGGGAUCGCAAAGUAUAUGCGCCUCCUGCUGGUUCAGGUUUCAUUUCUGGUUUUACUUCUAUCUCGCGUAGACCAUUGGUCGAUGUGAACUUCCCAAAUCGGUUGGUUCCAUUUGGCCCAAGCUCAUAUCUAUCUGCACAGGCUAGAGUAGUCGAGGAGUAUACUAUGUCUCAAAUAAUUUUGCAAACAAUGGUGGAUGGAGGUGCCAAUGGUAUGCUUGUAGUGGUGACUGGUGCAAGUCAUGUCACAUAUGGAGCAAGAGGGACUGGGGUACCGGCAAGAAUUUCAAGGAAGAUACCAAAGAAAAAUCAAGUUGUUAUACUACUUGAUCCUGAAAGGCAAUACAUACGAAGAGAGGGAGAAGUUCCUGUUGCUGAUUUUUUGUGGUAUUCUGCUGCCAGACCAUGUAGCAGAAAUUGUUUUGAUCGUGCUGAAAUAGCUCGAGUAAUGAAUGCAGCUGGUAGGAGGCGAGAUGCCCUUCCCCAGGACCUCCAAAAGGGCCUUGAUCUUGGCAUUAUAUCACCAGAGGUACUACAGAAUUUCUUUGACCUGGAACAGUAUCCUCUUCUUUCAGAACUCACUCAUCGCUUCCAGGGUUUCAGGGAGAGAUUGUUAGCUGAUCCCAAAUUCUUGCAUAGAUUAGCAAUAGAAGAAGCAAUUUCAAUUACCACUACUCUUUUGGCUCAAUAUGAGAGGCGUAAAGAGAAUUUUUUUGAAGAGCUUGACUAUGUUAUCACGGAUACCCUUAGGGGGAUAGUGGUUGACUUUUUCACUGUCUGGCUUCCUGCCCCAACUAUCUCAUUCCUUUCAUAUGCUGAUGAGAUUAAUGUGCCAGACAAUAUCGAUGCUUUAAAAGGUCUUCUUGGGUCCAUUCCAGAUAAUGCAUUUCAAAAGAAUCUUGCUGGUAAGGACUGGAAUGUCAGUCAUAGGGUUGCAUCGGUGCUCAUUGGUGGUUUGAAACUGGCUGGUGUGGGAUUUAUUUCCAGUAUUGGGGCUGUGGCUUCCUCAAAUAUAUUGUAUGUGAUACGCAAAUUCUUAAAUCCAUCAUUGCUUAGUAAUCAACAAAACAAAAGGUCACCAAUUCUUAAAACAGCUGUUAUUUAUAGCUGCUUUCUUGGAACAUCUUCAAAUCUACGUUAUCAGAUAAUCGCUGGAAUAGUGGAGCAUCGAAUUUCUGAUGAAUUUUCUUCUUACACAUUAUUUGUAAAUAUGCUAUCUUUUAUUGUCCGGACAAUUAACAGCUAUUGGGGAACUCAGCAAUGGGUUGAUCUUGCACGCUUUUCGGGAAUACAAGCUCGGAAGAGCGAGCCCGCUUACAGAACACCAGAAUCUUCUGGUCCUGCUGUACUGGAAUGCAACACUACAGAAGAGAGUAGUAUAGAUGAAAUCAAGAACCAAUGAGGUGAUAAUUUUUGUUUUAAUUGUCACUCCAAUACAUAGAUUACUCUUCCAAUGAUUCUGGGAGAGUUGCAGUUUGUAUAUUUAUCCCUGCCCAGGCCGGACUGUGAAUUUUUAAAUAUAAUUCUUCAAAAUUUUGGUGAAUAUAAAGUGUAGGCACCAGCAUUAGCUGCAUAAUAGAUGAAUAUUACAUUAACAUUAAUCGAGCAUUUAGGCCUAUGGUUUGCUGCCACAAGAUUUAGGGUUUGAGUCCCCUCAUAGACAUCGACAUGGUCAAAAGCUAUUGUUUCUCGUUUCUCAAC